AUGCAUGAACUGCUUAAACACGUGCUUAAUGAGCGCGAUUUGACUCGAGCAGGCGAUUUAUUCGCCAUCCCGGACUCUGACAUCGUGGAUGACUUAAAUGAAGUUUUAAAGCAAAUAACUGAGAUAUCUUCUCGACCUGAUUACUGCCGCAAUGACCGUGACCAGGCUCUUAUAGAAAUUUGUGUAACCCGUACUACUUCUUGCAUUAAAGAAACAGGGACAUUGCCCAAAUACUGUGGGGCACUGGUGUCACUGCUUGAAUCCUGUUUGCACCACAAUCUGAUGCCUGUUGGUCAUCUUAGAGAUGAUGAUCCACCACAUGCAAAGAUCGCCUCGGAUAUAAUAGCUUGUAUUGUACUGGUGUCAUUUCCACUGCAAUCAGAUAAAGAGAUAAGUGGCAACAAAGAGGUGAUGGAGCUUUUUCUACCAGUAGCAGUGCAAUUUUUGCACAAGGGCAAUAGAGAGAUAUCGCGUCACAUGGCCCGGUAUCUUUCGUUGGCUGCGGUGCAUCAUGCGCCGUUACUUAAGCCCCAUGUUCAAACCAUCAUGGACUCUAUAAUGUCUGGCAAUUACCCCCUUUGUCGCAUCCUGACUAAUUUAUACGAAGUAUGUCCAGAGCCCCUAGAAGGGCAUGUAACUGCACUCGUCUCACUUUUACCUCACGCCGAACAGGUCGAGAAAAAUUCUUUGUUCGCCUUGUUUGAGCAAAUAGCAGUGCGAAGACCCGAGACGCUGAAGACAUGCGUGCCGCAACUACUGUCAUACUUGUGUUCCAACACCGCCAACCAGAGUGACCCUGGUUGUAUGUGUGUGGAUUUACUACAGCUGAUGGUUUGCCUUAGUCGCAGCCGCGCCUCCUUAGUCGUGGAGCAUAGCGCUGCGAUUCGGAGAGCUGCUAGGCCUCCGCAUGCUACUGCUAGAGCCUCUGCUCUAGUGGCCACCAUUCUGGCACAGCUUGGUCACACCAGCAGGGAACGUGCACAAGAGGCACUGAACUUCGUGGUGGAGCGGCUGAGCGGCGGCGAGCGCGGUGAGCAGGCGGCGCUGCUGCGCGAGGCGACCGCGCUCUGCUCCGCCUACCCCGCGCUCUUCACCGACCGCCUGCUGGCCGCCGUGCGCGCCACCAACAGGUGCGUGCCGCGCACUGUACACAGCCACGUUUGCACGUGUGCAUGUCUACACGUGCACACUACCCCGCGCUCUUCACCGACCGCCUGCUGGCCGCCGUGCGCGCCACCAACAGGUGCGUGCCGCGCACUGUACACAGCCACGUUUGCACGUGUGCAUGUCUACACGUGCACACUACCCCGCGCUCUUCACCGACCGCCUGCUGGCCGCCGUGCGCGCCACCAACAGGUGCGUGCCGCGCACUGUACACAGCCACGUUUGCACGUGUGCAUGUCUACACGUGCACACUACCCCGCGCUCUUCACCGACCGCCUGCUGGCCGCCGUGCGCGCCACCAACAGGUGCGUGCCGCGCACUGUACACAGCCACGUUUGCACGUGUGCAUGUCUACACGUGCACACUACCCCGCGCUCUUCACCGACCGCCUGCUGGCCGCCGUGCGCGCCACCAACAGGUGCGUGCCGCGCACUGUACACAGCCACGUUUGCACGUGUGCAUGUCUACACGUGCACACUACCCCGCGCUCUUCACCGACCGCCUGCUGGCCGCCGUGCGCGCCACCAACAGGUGCGUGCCGCGCACUGUACACAGCCACGUUUGCACGUGUGCAUGUCUACACGUGCACACUACCCCGCGCUCUUCACCGACCGCCUGCUGGCCGCCGUGCGCGCCACCAACAGGUGCGUGCCGCGCACUGUACACAGCCACGUUUGCACGUGUGCAUGUCUACACGUGCACACUACCCCGCGCUCUUCACCGACCGCCUGCUGGCCGCCGUGCGCGCCACCAACAGGUGCGUGCCGCGCACUGUACACAGCCACGUUUGCACGUGUGCAUGUAUACACGUGCACACUACCCCGCGCUCUUCACCGACCGCCUGCUGGCCGCCGUGCGCGCCACCAACAGGUGCGUGCCGCGCACUGUACACAGCCACGUUUGCACGUGUGCAUGUCUACACGUGCACACUACCCCGCGCUCUUCACCGACCGCCUGCUGGCCGCCGUGCGCGCCACCAACAGGUGCGUGCCGCGCACUGUACACAGCCACGUUUGCACGUGUGCAUGUCUACACGUGCACACUACCCCGCGCUCUUCACCGACCGCCUGCUGGCCGCCGUGCGCGCCACCAACAGGUGCGUGCCGCGCACUGUACACAGCCACGUUUGCACGUGUGCAUGUCUACACGUGCACACUACCCCGCGCUCUUCACCGACCGCCUGCUGGCCGCCGUGCGCGCCACCAACAGGUGCGUGCCGCGCACUGUACACAGCCACGUUUGCACGUGUGCAUGUCUACACGUGCACACUACCCCGCGCUCUUCACCGACCGCCUGCUGGCCGCCGUGCGCGCCACCAACAGGUGCGUGCCGCGCACUGUACACAGCCACGUUUGCACGUGUGCAUGUCUACACGUGCACACUACCCCGCGCUCUUCACCGACCGCCUGCUGGCCGCCGUGCGCGCCACCAACAGGUGCGUGCCGCGCACUGUACACAGCCACGUUUGCACGUGUGCAUGUAUACACGUGCACACUACCCCGCGCUCUUCACCGACCGCCUGCUGGCCGCCGUGCGCGCCACCAACAGGUGCGUGCCGCGCACUGUACACAGCCACGUUUGCACGUGUGCAUGUCUACACGUGCACACUACCCCGCGCUCUUCACCGACCGCCUGCUGGCCGCCGUGCGCGCCACCAACAGGUGCGUGCCGCGCACUGUACACAGCCACGUUUGCACGUGUGCAUGUCUACACGUGCACACUACCCCGCGCUCUUCACCGACCGCCUGCUGGCCGCCGUGCGCGCCACCAACAGGUGCGUGCCGCGCACUGUACACAGCCACGUUUGCACGUGUGCAUGUCUACACGUGCACACUACCCCGCGCUCUUCACCGACCGCCUGCUGGCCGCCGUGCGCGCCACCAACAGGUGCGUGCCGCGCACUGUACACAGCCACGUUUGCACGUGUGCAUGUCUACACGUGCACACUACCCCGCGCUCUUCACCGACCGCCUGCUGGCCGCCGUGCGCGCCACCAACAGGUGCGUGCCGCGCACUGUACACAGCCACGUUUGCACGUGUGCAUGUCUACACGUGCACACUACCCCGCGCUCUUCACCGACCGCCUGCUGGCCGCCGUGCGCGCCACCAACAGGUGCGUGCCGCGCACUGUACACAGCCACGUUUGCACGUGUGCAUGUAUACACGUGCACACUACCCCGCGCUCUUCACCGACCGCCUGCUGGCCGCCGUGCGCGCCACCAACAGGUGCGUGCCGCGCACUGUACACAGCCACGUUUGCACGUGUGCAUGUCUACACGUGCACACUACCCCGCGCUCUUCACCGACCGCCUGCUGGCCGCCGUGCGCGCCACCAACAGGUGCGUGCCGCGCACUGUACACAGCCACGUUUGCACGUGUGCAUGUCUACACGUGCACACUACCCCGCGCUCUUCACCGACCGCCUGCUGGCCGCCGUGCGCGCCACCAACAGGUGCGUGCCGCGCACUGUACACAGCCACGUUUGCACGUGUGCAUGUCUACACGUGCACACUACCCCGCGCUCUUCACCGACCGCCUGCUGGCCGCCGUGCGCGCCACCAACAGGUGCGUGCCGCGCACUGUACACAGCCACGUUUGCACGUGUGCAUGUCUACACGUGCACACUACCCCGCGCUCUUCACCGACCGCCUGCUGGCCGCCGUGCGCGCCACCAACAGGUGCGUGCCGCGCACUGUACACAGCCACGUUUGCACGUGUGCAUGUCUACACGUGCACACUACCCCGCGCUCUUCACCGACCGCCUGCUGGCCGCCGUGCGCGCCACCAACAGGUGCGUGCCGCGCACUGUACACAGCCACGUUUGCACGUGUGCAUGUCUACACGUGCACACUACCCCGCGCUCUUCACCGACCGCCUGCUGGCCGCCGUGCGCGCCACCAACAGGUGCGUGCCGCGCACUGUACACAGCCACGUUUGCACGUGUGCAUGUAUACACGUGCACACUACCCCGCGCUCUUCACCGACCGCCUGCUGGCCGCCGUGCGCGCCACCAACAGGUGCGUGCCGCGCACUGUACACAGCCACGUUUGCACGUGUGCAUGUAUACACGUGCACACUACCCCGCGCUCUUCACCGACCGCCUGCUGGCCGCCGUGCGCGCCACCAACAGGUGCGUGCCGCGCACUGUACACAGCCACGUUUGCACGUGUGCAUGUAUACACGUGCACACUACCCCGCGCUCUUCACCGACCGCCUGCUGGCCGCCGUGCGCGCCACCAACAGGUGCGUGCCGCGCACUGUACACAGCCACGUUUGCACGUGUGCAUGUAUACACGUGCACACUACCCCGCGCUCUUCACCGACCGCCUGCUGGCCGCCGUGCGCGCCACCAACAGGUGCGUGCCGCGCACUGUACACAGCCACGUUUGCACGUGUGCAUGUCUACACGUGCACACUACCCCGCGCUCUUCACCGACCGCCUGCUGGCCGCCGUGCGCGCCACCAACAGGUGCGUGCCGCGCACUGUACACAGCCACGUUUGCACGUGUGCAUGUCUACACGUGCACACUACCCCGCGCUCUUCACCGACCGCCUGCUGGCCGCCGCGCGCGCCACCAACAGGUGCGUGCCGCGCACUGUACACAGCCACGUUUGCACGUGUGCAUGUCUACACGUGCACACUACCCCGCGCUCUUCACCGACCGCCUGCUGGCCGCCGUGCGCGCCACCAACAGGUGCGUGCCGCGCACUGUACACAGCCACGUUUGCACGUGUGCAUGUCUACACGUGCACACUACCCCGCGCUCUUCACCGACCGCCUGCUGGCCGCCGUGCGCGCCACCAACAGGUGCGUGCCGCGCACUGUACACAGCCACGUUUGCACGUGUGCAUGUCUACACGUGCACACUACCCCGCGCUCUUCACCGACCGCCUGCUGGCCGCCGUGCGCGCCACCAACAGGUGCGUGCCGCGCACUGUACACAGCCACGUUUGCACGUGUGCAUGUAUACACGUGCACACUACCCCGCGCUCUUCACCGACCGCCUGCUGGCCGCCGUGCGCGCCACCAACAGGUGCGUGCCGCGCACUGUACACAGCCACGUUUGCACGUGUGCAUGUAUACACGUGCACACUACCCCGCGCUCUUCACCGACCGCCUGCUGGCCGCCGUGCGCGCCACCAACAGGUGCGUGCCGCGCACUGUACACAGCCACGUUUGCACGUGUGCAUGUAUACACGUGCACACUACCCCGCGCUCUUCACCGACCGCCUGCUGGCCGCCGUGCGCGCCACCAACAGGUGCGUGCCGCGCACUGUACACAGCCACGUUUGCACGUGUGCAUGUAUACACGUGCACACUACCCCGCGCUCUUCACCGACCGCCUGCUGGCCGCCGUGCGCGCCACCAACAGGUGCGUGCCGCGCACUGUACACAGCCACGUUUGCACGUGUGCAUGUAUACACGUGCACACUACCCCGCGCUCUUCACCGACCGCCUGCUGGCCGCCGUGCGCGCCACCAACAGGUGCGUGCCGCGCACUGUACACAGCCACGUUUGCACGUGUGCAUGUAUACACGUGCACACUACCCCGCGCUCUUCACCGACCGCCUGCUGGCCGCCGUGCGCGCCACCAACAGGUGCGUGCCGCGCACUGUACACAGCCACGUUUGCACGUGUGCAUGUAUACACGUGCACACUACCCCGCGCUCUUCACCGACCGCCUGCUGGCCGCCGUGCGCGCCACCAACAGGUGCGUGCCGCGCACUGUACACAGCCACGUUUGCACGUGUGCAUGUAUACACGUGCACACUACCCCGCGCUCUUCACCGACCGCCUGCUGGCCGCCGUGCGCGCCACCAACAGGUGCGUGCCGCGCACUGUACACAGCCACGUUUGCACGUGUGCAUGUAUACACGUGCACACUACCCCGCGCUCUUCACCGACCGCCUGCUGGCCGCCGUGCGCGCCACCAACAGGUGCGUGCCGCGCACUGUACACAGCCACGUUUGCACGUGUGCAUGUAUACACGUGCACACUACCCCGCGCUCUUCACCGACCGCCUGCUGGCCGCCGUGCGCGCCACCAACAGGUGCGUGCCGCGCACUGUACACAGCCACGUUUGCACGUGUGCAUGUAUACACGUGCACACUACCCCGCGCUCUUCACCGACCGCCUGCUGGCCGCCGUGCGCGCCACCAACAGGUGCGUGCCGCGCACUGUACACAGCCACGUUUGCACGUGUGCAUGUAUACACGUGCACACUACCCCGCGCUCUUCACCGACCGCCUGCUGGCCGCCGUGCGCGCCACCAACAGGUGCGUGCCGCGCACUGUACACAGCCACGUUUGCACGUGUGCAUGUAUACACGUGCACACUACCCCGCGCUCUUCACCGACCGCCUGCUGGCCGCCGUGCGCGCCACCAACAGGUGCGUGCCGCGCACUGUACACAGCCACGUUUGCACGUGUGCAUGUAUACACGUGCACACUACCCCGCGCUCUUCACCGACCGCCUGCUGGCCGCCGUGCGCGCCACCAACAGGUGCGUGCCGCGCACUGUACACAGCCACGUUUGCACGUGUGCGUGUAUACACGUGCACACUACCCCGCGCUCUUCACCGACCGCCUGCUGGCCGCCGUGCGCGCCACCAACAGGUGCGUGCCGCGCACUGUACACAGCCACGUUUGCACGUGUGCGUGUCUACACGUGCACACUACCCCGCGCUCUUCACCGACCGCCUGCUGGCCGCCGUGCGCGCCACCAACAGGUGCGUGCCGCGCACUGUACACAGCCACGUUUGCACGUGUGCAUGUAUACACGUGCACACUACCCCGCGCUCUUCACCGACCGCCUGCUGGCCGCCGUGCGCGCCACCAACAGGUGCGUGCCGCGCACUGUACACAGCCACGUUUGCACGUGUGCAUGUAUACACGUGCACACUACCCCGCGCUCUUCACCGACCGCCUGCUGGCCGCCGUGCGCGCCACCAACAGGUGCGUGCCGCGCACUGUACACAGCCACGUUUGCACGUGUGCAUGUAUACACGUGCACACUACCCCGCGCUCUUCACCGACCGCCUGCUGGCCGCCGUGCGCGCCACCAACAGGUGCGUGCCGCGCACUGUACACAGCCACGUUUGCACGUGUGAAUGUAUACACGUGCACACUACCCCGCGCUCUUCACCGACCGCCUGCUGGCCGCCGUGCGCGCCACCAACAGGUGCGUGCCGCGCACUGUACACAGCCACGUUUGCACGUGUGCAUGUAUACACGUGCACACUACCCCGCGCUCUUCACCGACCGCCUGCUGGCCGCCGUGCGCGCCACCAACAGGUGCGUGCCGCGCACUGUACACAGCCACGUUUGCACGUGUGCAUGUAUACACGUGCACACUACCCCGCGCUCUUCACCGACCGCCUGCUGGCCGCCGUGCGCGCCACCAACAGGUGCGUGCCGCGCACUGUACACAGCCACGUUUGCACGUGUGCAUGUAUACACGUGCACACUACCCCGCGCUCUUCACCGACCGCCUGCUGGCCGCCGUGCGCGCCACCAACAGGUGCGUGCCGCGCACUGUACACAGCCACGUUUGCACGUGUGCAUGUAUACACGUGCACACUACCCCGCGCUCUUCACCGACCGCCUGCUGGCCGCCGUGCGCGCCACCAACAGGUGCGUGCCGCGCACUGUACACAGCCACGUUUGCACGUGUGCAUGUCUACACGUGCACACUACCCCGCGCUCUUCACCGACCGCCUGCUGGCCGCCGUGCGCGCCACCAACAGGUGCGUGCCGCGCACUGUACACAGCCACGUUUGCACGUAUGCAUGUCUACACGUGCACACUACCCCGCGCUCUUCACCGACCGCCUGCUGGCCGCCGCGCGCGCCACCAACAGGUGCGUGCCGCGCACUGUACACAGCCACGUUUGCACGUGUGCAUGUCUACACGUGCACACUACCCCGCGCUCUUCACCGACCGCCUGCUGGCCGCCGUGCGCGCCACCAACAGGUGCGUGCCGCGCACUGUACACAGCCACGUUUGCACGUGUGCAUGUCUACACGUGCACACUACCCCGCGCUCUUCACCGACCGCCUGCUGGCCGCCGUGCGCGCCACCAACAGGUGCGUGCCGCGCACUGUACACAGCCACGUUUGCACGUGUGCAUGUCUACACGUGCACACUACCCCGCGCUCUUCACCGACCGCCUGCUGGCCGCCGUGCGCGCCACCAACAGGUGCGUGCCGCGCACUGUACACAGCCACGUUUGCACGUGUGCAUGUAUACACGUGCACACUACCCCGCGCUCUUCACCGACCGCCUGCUGGCCGCCGUGCGCGCCACCAACAGGUGCGUGCCGCGCACUGUACACAGCCACGUUUGCACGUGUGCAUGUAUACACGUGCACACUACCCCGCGCUCUUCACCGACCGCCUGCUGGCCGCUGUGCGCGCCACCAACAGGUGCGUGCCGCGCACUGUACACAGCCACGUUUGCACGUGUGCAUGUAUACACGUGCACACUACCCCGCGCUCUUCACCGACCGCCUGCUGGCCGCCGUGCGCGCCACCAACAGGUGGCUCCGUGGGAGGUUUACACAAAAGCAUGACGCGGUUGUCAUCCUCCCAACAAAUCAACCUUCAACAAAACGCCAAUCAACCCGUUGUUGCGAGCACCGCGAAGUGUGGCAGCGGCGGUGCGGCACGGCGCCAUCACCACCACAACAUACUCAUCGGACCCACCACUGCUACGAACACCGGUCCCACCAUUAUCUCAGGGCCACCGCUACAAACACAAUCCAUAUCCGUGAACCCGUUAACAACGGGCAAAUCGACGGAUGCACUCACACCGCUCACGUCAUCAGUAUCCAUCCAACAUUCCAACUCCGCCUUGGGUCAAAUAUCCGUUAUAACUUCCACGGCUAACACACACGGGCCAAUCUCCAACAACACACCCGGUCAAACGUCUGGUCCUGUAACGGUCAGCGCGAACCCGGUGUCUAUAUGCGGGCCGGUGACAGUAACUUCGCGGCGGGCGAACAACACGAGCGUCACAAUGAUCAACUCUAGUUCCAACUCAAACUCGAAUACGAACACCAACUCGAACCACCGGAUCAGUGUAUUCGAACCGUAUCCGAUGCGAGAUACCGUGCAGCAUUUCUGCGAGAAGCACUUGGACAAGAUCAAGGCGUAUAUGGACAAUGUUUCGCUGAGGUUGCCGCCGCCAGCCAAGUGCACCAUUGAAGAGCGUCGCUCGAAGAAGCAGGCGCGGCUUCAGUUCGCGUGCGGGCGUCGCGGGCCGCACUGCUUGUACGCGCGCGCCGCAUUUUCCAUGCGAACACGCGCCCCCCGGGUCUGGAUCCACCUUAUGUUUCUCGCACUACAAGCUCGUCAUGCGGCGGCACUCUCUUCGAGAGACCCCACCGUGGCCAGCUUGAAGCACUGCUGGGACAUCCUUAAGUGCGAGAACAAGACCUUCCUUACGCUGGUGACGGGCGCCUUCCCCGGGAUUAAGGAGCAGGAGAUGCUGGCCAGUGAGCUUCGUGCCGCCGGUUUCUUCGACGUGUUCGAACUGAGUGCUCCCGCCACGUGGGGCUGUUUCCUGUGCACAAGGCCUGAGAGGGCGGUGGGCUUCCUGGCGGCUGAGACGCCCGUCAUUGAGGGACAGCUCAAGGAGAAAAAGGGCCGCUGGCGACUCUUUCGGCGUUGGCGCACGCGAUAUUUCACGCUAUCCGGCGCUCAUCUUUCAUGCAAAGGCAGUAGUGGAGGCGAAAGCAUAGACAUAAACCAAAUACGCUCCGUUAAAGUGUCGAGAGGUGCGCGCAAUAUUCCGAAGGCAUUCGAGAUAUUCACGGGCGAUCAAACGCUGAUCCUCAAGCCGAAGGACGGCAAAAACGCCGAGGAAUGGGCGCAGUGCCUGAGCAUCGCCGUGGCGCAUUCGCAAGCGAGGGACGCCCCGGCCAAAGCAAACAGCCUCCCGGCCAGAGGACUUACCCUUAAAAGUUUUUAA
Molecule: messenger RNA, 10134 nt
Organism: Parnassius mnemosyne (clouded apollo)
Lineage: Eukaryota; Metazoa; Arthropoda; Insecta; Lepidoptera; Papilionidae
Source: the annotation of a GenBank genome assembly